Messenger RNA from Cylicocyclus nassatus, 1117 nucleotides. The record is from the annotation of a GenBank genome assembly. NCBI's taxonomy places the organism in Eukaryota, Metazoa, Nematoda, Chromadorea, Rhabditida, Strongylidae.
UUCAGAUAUGUCAUGAGAAGCCCAACUCAAGAACUCAGAAACACCACAGAGAUUGAAAAGUCAUCACAAUGUUCCGAAAACAGUCAAGAUAAUUCGAACUUUCCUUUCUUCGAACUUCCGUUGGAACUCUGCGUCCGCAUUCUGAAACUUUUGCGGCAGGAUGAGAGUGUAUCGCCUUGGAAUCGUGGGCAUUUUCGCGACAUUCGCCUUGCCUGCCGAGCGAUGAAUGACAUCGUGGAAAAGAACAGAGCUACGAUCGGGCUAAGAAUGAAGAGAAUAUUUGUCGGUCAGCGCAGUAAAUCCUACGGAGUUUUGAGAUGUCUCGUCGCAUCAACACCUAGCGAUUUACCGAAGUGUUUGGAUUCAUGUGCACAAGCUUACAUUGAACAGAUCGUGUUCGAUACAGUCGCGCUUGACUCCUUUACGAUCCAGCCUAUAACUGAUAGCCUGCGACAGAAUCAUAUACAUGUAAAAGGAAUGAUCCUGUACGGCGUUGAUGUCACCUGCAAAGCAAAUUUGCUGGUCGACCUGCUCAAAGCUGCAAAAAGUUCAAUUUUAUUUAUGAUUGACUGUAAGCUCGAUAGUGAGCUGGCAGAGCUCCUUGCUCAUCACGAGAUAAUUGCAGAGCAACUGCAAUCUCAUUUUAUUGGAUCCUGCGACAGCUUUGAAGUAUAUUGGAGCAUAAUCAUCGAGCAAGCUGAUUAUUUGAAGCAUUUCAUAGAGCUCACGCUUCCAUCAAUAACAGAUCUUGGCCGUGCGCUAGUCGCACAGACCAUGUUGAAUGAUACAGACCAUGGACGACGAUAUCGCCUCUAUCGUGAUAACGGCCGUGAAUGCGAUGUUGAGGUCACAAGUCGACCAUUGAAGAAGCUCGAAGCAUCCAGUCCAGACAUAAGCCAGUUUUAUGAAUUCCGUUCGGAACAUGGCGGUUCAUAUUAUGAAUCAGCCAGUUUGCAAGGCCAUCGUUCAAGUUCAUACAGUAGUCAUAUUGAUGCAGAUACCUUUUUCCAUUCAGGCUUAUAUGGUAUUAAUCUUUUAAUAUGAAUCCUCAGUUUUUCCAUGUGUACCCUUUGAUUCAACUGGCUUUAAAGCUACGUAAUGUUCAGAGAGAGCACGC